Messenger RNA from Eleginops maclovinus (Patagonian blennie), 2512 nucleotides. It is a transcript of the gene wnt7ab, whose product is annotated as protein Wnt-7a. Bases 268 to 1320 code for a protein of 350 amino acids. Gene Ontology annotation, biological process: multicellular organism development; neuron differentiation; canonical Wnt signaling pathway. Gene Ontology annotation, cellular component: extracellular region. The record is from RefSeq and is a predicted model, not a curated record. Lineage: Eukaryota; Metazoa; Chordata; Actinopteri; Perciformes; Eleginopidae. The transcript has 4 exons. Gene Ontology annotation, molecular function: frizzled binding; cytokine activity.
UCGCACUUGCUCACUCCAAGGGUUACCUGUGACACCCUCGCAAUGACAACAGUGCCCAGCGAUAGCGGGCCACGUAAAGGGCGUUUGGAUGAUACCCUAACCGGACAUCUGUAAAAAGUUUUUCCUAGCUUGUGCUAAUUUUUUGAUGCUAUUCGUCAUUUUGGAGUCCCUUUGGAGUUACCUGGGCUGUGAACGAUCGGAAACUAAGCGAAGCGAGUUACUCAUCAGCUCUGCAGAUCGUUGCAUGAAACUGAGAGCGGGGCCGCAAUGAGUCGGAGAACAAGACGCUGGAUUUUAAGAGUUUUACUUUGUCUGGGAAUUGUUUAUUUGAAAAUUGGUGGCUUCUCGUCGGUGGUGGCCCUAGGUGCGAGCAUAAUCUGUAACAAGAUCCCCGGUUUGGCCCCCAGACAACGGAUUAUCUGCCAGAGUCGUCCCGAUGCCAUUAUCGUCAUCGGAGAGGGAGCCCAAAUGGGCAUCAACGAGUGUCAGUUUCAGUUCAAAAACGGGCGAUGGAACUGCUCUGCGCUUGGAGAGAGGACAGUCUUCGGAAAAGAGUUGAAAGUGGGCAGUAAAGAGGCUGCGUUCACCUACGCCAUCAUUGCCGCAGGGGUGGCCCAUGCCAUUACAGCCGCCUGUACACAGGGUAACCUGAGCGACUGUAGCUGUGAUAAGGAGAAGCAGGGUUUCUACAGUAAAAACCAAGGCUGGAAAUGGGGAGGCUGCUCGGCGGACAUCAGCUAUGGCCUGGGCUUCUCCAAAGUGUUUAUCGACGCUCGGGAGGUCAAACAGAAUGCGAGGACACUCAUGAACCUCCAUAAUAAUGAGGUGGGACGCAAGGUCUUGGAGAAGAGCAUGCGACUGGAAUGCAAGUGUCAUGGUGUCUCGGGCUCCUGCACCACCAAAACCUGCUGGACUACACUUCCCAAGUUCCGCGAGCUCGGCUACAUUCUCAAGGAGAAGUAUGCCCAUGCGGUGCACGUGGAGCCAAUCAAAGCCAGCCGCAACAAGCGCCCUAAAUUCCUCAAGAUCAAGAAGCCUUACUCGUACCGGAAGCCCUUGGAUACAGACCUGGUAUACAUAGACAAGUCACCUAACUACUGUGAGGCGGACCUCGUGUCGGGGAGCCUGGGGACACAGGGCAGGGUGUGUAACAAGACUAUGAUGCAGCACAUCAGCGGCUGUGACUUGAUGUGCUGCGGCCGGGGAUACAACACACACCAGUACUCUCGUGUAUGGCAGUGCAACUGCAAGUUCCUGUGGUGCUGUUAUGUCAAGUGCAACACCUGCAGCGAGAGGACAGAGGUGUACACAUGCAAAUGAGAAUAUUUAUUGGAUGGUGUGUGUGUGUGUGUGUGUCGUGUGUCUGAUGACGUAUGUGAGCGUGUAGGUUCAUGUCUUUGUGUUUUCAUGGACAAACUGGAACUGUUAAACUUUACAAGAAGGCUGUUAUUUCAGUCUACAUAAUGAGGACUUUCUGUACUAUGUGUACGGAAAGCUGGAGAUGGGGCGUCAUGAUUCUUUUGCACACAAAGCUCGUCACCCCUCUUCUGGGACUGUUGUGUUUGUUCGGGUGCCACAUCGAAAAAGUGUGACUUAACACUUUUAAGGGAAAAACUGUACCCUGGCAUGUGGGACCAGGUGCUAACAGUGGGAGCCAGUGAAGCAAGAUUUCAAGAAUUUUAAGCUAAAUGAACAUUUAGGAAAUGGACUUUGCCAAUGCAAAUGAAUGAUGGUGGAUGUGAUUGCUGGGAAGGACACGCUGCUGUGGUUCUCACACUGUGUGCAGAUGAAAUGACACAGCCAUUUGGAAUAUUUAACAUACUGUAUUUAGAGAAUGAAAAUAAUUAAUAUUAAUUUAUUCUAUAAAAAACACUACUGAUGUUGUCCAUUAUGGAUAAAAAUAACUAAAUGUUGGGAUUUAGUUUAUUAAAGUAAUCCGAGUUUGUCCAUACACUUGUUAACACACUGGAUUUGAAACUGCCUGGAAUAACGUUUUAGAAUAAUGUUGUUCCAGAUGAAACUGCUGUAGGCUGCUCACAUUGACCUUCUGACCCUCUCAUGAGUUUGUCUUCCCUCUGUUUGCUGCUAGUCUAGAGAAUCCCACUUGUUGAGGUUGAAGGCUGUACGCUCUACUGACUGUCUUCAAUGGCAUUGCUUACUUCAAGCUGAUUUAGCUUAACAGGAUUUAUUCACUGAUCAAAAACACAGGCACAUUUUUCCACUUUUGGUAAAUAUUGGUUCAUAGAGUAUAUUUUGUAAAAGCCUAUUUUUAUAUGAAUGUCUUAUUUAUAUCUUUUGCAUAUUCAAUGUCAAGUUCUGACUCUGGCACCUGUUUUUAAAUCCCUGUGAAAAAAAAGCUGGUAUAUGUUAAGUUGGCCCCUGCUGUCACUGCCAUAGUUGUAUAUUGUAAGUGAUAGAAAUUGUUUAUUUUUGUCUGUGCUCAAAUGUCUGUGUUUACUGCAUUUCAUGACUACUACUGAUGGAAUACAGGAACAGAAUAACACUAACAAGA